Messenger RNA from Passer domesticus (house sparrow), 2436 nucleotides. It is a transcript of the gene NCAPH2, whose product is annotated as non-SMC condensin II complex subunit H2. The transcript has 20 exons. The coding region runs from base 42 to 2060 and encodes 672 amino acids. Gene Ontology annotation, molecular function: chromatin binding. Gene Ontology annotation, biological process: mitotic sister chromatid separation; meiotic chromosome condensation. NCBI's taxonomy places the organism in Eukaryota, Metazoa, Chordata, Aves, Passeriformes, Passeridae. The record is from RefSeq and is a predicted model, not a curated record. Gene Ontology annotation, cellular component: nucleus; condensin complex.
CGGAGCGCGGGAAGGACGAAAAUGGCGGCGGCGAUCGCGGGAUGAGGAGCGGCCGCCCAGCUGUGACUCCUGCAGAGCUUGCCCGGGGCUGUGCCCUGCCCCAGCCCAGCACCCCGAGCCCUGAGGGAGCCCUCCUGCAGAGCUGGGCGCCUCCAGGCCGUGUCUGGGGGUGUGCAGCAGGGUGCCACCAUGGAGGAGGUGGAUUCCCGCUUCCUGCACCUGCUGCAGCCCAUCCGGGACCUCACCAAGAACUGGGAGGUGGACGUGGCUGCCCAGCUGGGCGAGUACCUGGAGGAGCUGGACCAGAUCUGCAUUUCCUUCGACAACGGCAAGACCACCAUGAACUUCAUGGAGGCAGCGCUGCUGAUCCAGGGCUCUGCCUGCAUCUACAGCAGGAAGGUGGAAUACCUGUACAUGCUGGUCUGCCAGACACUGGACUGCAUCUCCAAGAAAAAGAAGGAGAAGCUGCCCUCUUCCCUGGGCCCCGACGGCCGCGACGCCGACGCCACCUUCACGGCCAGGGAGGAGGAGGUGAGGAGGGCUCUGUGCUCCCUGCCCUGCUCGGGGGUCCCUCGGUGUCCCUGCCAGCUGGGCUCACACUGGGGGCUCUCCUGCAGUUCCUGUCCCUGGAUGACAUCCCAGAAACCAGCCCGGCCAGCGUGAACAUGAGGGGGGACCAGCAGCCUGCCGCCGUGAACAUCGUUCCCCUGACCCCGAUGUCCCUGGUGCCCCCGGAAGAGGGCGAGAAGAAGGAAAACCCCCUCCUGAGCCGGCGCGGCGAGGUGCUGGCCAGCCGCCGCGAUUUCCGCAUGAACACCUCCACCCCCCACGCCUGCGGCGCCUUCCUGCUGGAGCUGGCCGGGCUCUCCCCCACCCACCCGCGGCAGGAGCCGGGCCUGGGGACAGCCACAGCGGCUCCGGCGCCCAGCCCCGCGCAGCGCCCCAGCUCUGGCACGGCCCUGGCGCGGGCACUGAGCUUCUGCGAGGAGGCAGGUGCUGAAGGACCUGAGGAUGACGACCUUCCUGCAGUCCUGGAGGAUGACAUGGAAGUGACCCCGGUCCCCAACGAGCACAUCGUGGCUCAGAGGAGCACGCCCCGGACCCGGGGGUACGUCCUGCGGGAGAGACCCCCCAGCCAGGACCCCAAAGCCCUCAGCAAGGAGGAGCCCAAUCCGUGGCAGAGCCUCGACCCCUUCGGAGACUCUGAGGAGAAGCCCUUCAGGAAAGGGAGGCCCUUCCAGGUGCCACACGGCCUGGAUGAUGUGAUUGGAGGCAAGAGGAAGAGGAGGGGCCCGAGGAAGCUCCAGGAUUUCACCAGAUGGUUUUCUGCAGCCUACAACAACGUCACAGAGAGCCGGAAGAGCAGGAGGAAUGGCCCCACCUUUGCAGACCUGGAGGUGCUGUACUGGAGGCAUUUCAAGGAGCGGAUGGCGGCGCACAGGAAGCUCCGGAGCCGGGGGGUGCUGCCGAGGGAGCUGGUGCCAGAGCUGGAGCAGGAGCGUGGGGCUGACAGCGAGGAUGGGGCAGAUGAUGAUUUUGUGGAGCACGAGGACAUGGAGCACGAGGACAUGGAGCCCGAGGCUCCUCCAGAGGAGCUGGAGGAGAGAAACCUGGCCUCCCCUGAGCCUGGCUACGAGGAGCUGGUGCGCAGGAACGUGGAGCUGUUCAUGGCCAGCUCCCAGAAGUUCGCGCAGGAGACGGAGCUGUCCCAGCGCAUCCGGCAGUGGGAGGAGCGCGUGGAGCCGCUGCUGCAGGAGCAGGAGAGCCGUGCCCCGUUCGACGUCCGUGCCUACGGGCAGCAGCUGACCGGGCGCUGCGCGGAGCUGGGCCAGUGGCACUCUCUGGCCAGCCUGGUGGCCGGGCAGCCCCCGUUCGAGGUGUGCCGCUACCUGCUGGCCUCGCUGCAGCUCGCCAACGACGAGGAGGUGGAGCUGGAGCAGGAGCCGGGGCUGGAGGCGGCGCUGGACACGGCGCGGCUGCGGCUGCUCUCGGCCCGCCCGGCGCACGAGAGGUUCCAGCACCUGCAGCUGCCCUCCCAGAGAGACCCCGGCCCCCAAUAAAGCCCCCUUUGCUAAGGAGGGGCCUCUCACCUCGGGGUGGCGGGGGGGGUGCGGUGGGGGGUUAUGGGAUUUGGCUGCACGGGGAUUGUGGGGAGGGGGCUGGGGGGCUGCAGGGGUCACUUCAGUCACCUGCACAGGGACCCCCAGCCAUGGGGAGGGGGCUGCAGGGGUGAGGGGUCACUUCAGUCACCUGCACAGGGACCCCCAGCCAUGGGGAGGGGGCUGCAGGGGUGGGGGGUCACUUCAGUCACCUGCACAGGGACCCCCAGCCAUGGGGAGGGGGCUGCAGGGGUGAGGGGUCACUUCAGUCACCUGCACAGGGACCCCCAGCCAUGGGGAGGGGGCUGCAGGGGGUGAGAGGUUGGGGGGUCCCUCU